This is a messenger RNA of Toxorhynchites rutilus septentrionalis, 2320 nucleotides long. RefSeq names its product nicotinamide/nicotinic acid mononucleotide adenylyltransferase 1 (gene Nmnat). Gene Ontology annotation, biological process: NAD+ biosynthetic process. The record is from RefSeq and is a predicted model, not a curated record. The transcript is spliced from 6 exons. The coding region runs from base 110 to 1579 and encodes 489 amino acids. Gene Ontology annotation, molecular function: nicotinate-nucleotide adenylyltransferase activity; nicotinamide-nucleotide adenylyltransferase activity. Lineage: Eukaryota; Metazoa; Arthropoda; Insecta; Diptera; Culicidae.
CUUGUUAUUGAUGUAACAAAACAUAUUUAGGAUGUGAGUAAUCUUGCACAAAAGCGAAGAUUUUCACAAUAAUUCAGUGCAUAUUCAAAAAUAUUUGCAUUAGCGUACCAUGAAAAUGACACCCCCAACGAAAAUUAUGCUGAUUGCUUGCGGGUCGUUCAGCCCGCCGACUCCAAUGCACUUCCGAAUGUUUGAAAUCGCCAGGGAUCAUUUCAACGAGAUGGGCACUGGACAAGUGGUCGGAGGAAUCGUAUCGCCAGUUCAUGAUUCUUACGGGAAAAAAGGACUCAUAUCCGCUACUCAUAGAUGUAAUAUGUUGAAAAUCGCACUACAAACAUCCGAUUGGAUCCGGUUGUCUGAAUGGGAAACGCAACAAGAGGAGUGGACUAGAACGAGACUCUCCCUUCAAUAUCAUCAAAACUACAUUAACUCUUAUUUAAAGGAUUCCAGCAGCAUAAAUAAUCAGUAUAUUCCGGCGUGGAUUCCAGAAACACUGAAGAAGACCUCUGGACAUGUCCAAUUGAAACUACUAUGUGGAGGAGACCUGCUAGAAUCAUUCGCAAAACCCGGUCUAUGGAAAGAUGAAGAUAUAGAAGCUAUCGUAGGCCAGCAUGGAUUAGUGGUCAUUUCACGUGCGGGAUCGAACGCAGAGCAAUUCAUUUUUAAUUCCGAUUUGCUGAGUAGAUACAGGAGAAACAUAACGAUUGUGAAUAAUUGGGUUACAAAUGAUGUCAGCUCGACGAUUGUACGAAGGCUUCUUGGUCGUGGUCUGUCAGUCAAAUAUCUGUUGGACGACAGUGUGACAGAAUACAUAAAGAAACAAGGAUUGUACGGAACGAAUAACACUAAGUACAUUUUGUCAACUCACAGUGUUGGGGAAAUGAUGAACAUUUCACCUGGUUCACCGAUAAACGAUCACGACGCGUAUGUCAAUUGUCAGAAUGAUUUCAAUACACAUAAUACAUUGGAGUCGAUGGAUGAAACGGACUUCCCUCGUUCUACACUUAAUCGGGUAUUUUGUUGUGGAAACGAGAACAACAUGAAAAAUCCAAUAAAAUCAGUGCGCGGAAUUAUGUCUCAUCCUGGAGGGGCAGUACAGGUUAUCGAAACAAGCACAUCCUCGACAUCUUCGUCAAUUGCAUGCGAAUCAGGAAUUGACAGUCUUUCUCACCAUACAGUGGAUGAUAAGGUGGGUGAUGAUUGUAGCACAAAAAUUAUGGGCUCAUUGAAAAAUGCAGCUAGCACUGAAAAAUCGAACUCACCAACUGCACAAAGAAAAUUAAUUGCACAUGAAAGCACCCGUAAAACUAUCCAACAAGAGAAUACCAGCAAAGAAUUAAAUCUGACAAUCUCUGGAUUGACAUCCACUCAUAACGACGCCAAAGCGGUAUUAUCGACAAUUGCACCCGAGGCGAACAAAAAUUCUGAACGUAUGACGCCCGUAAAAACGGAAAAUAACAACGCUUCAGUUACAAGCACUGGCCGCAUAAGUCCCUCCAAAAGUUAUGACGAUAUGAUUAAAUUCGUCUUCACCGAACAUGGAAUACGCGUUAUAAGUGAUCGGGAAUAUGUAGUUUGAAUCAGCACAAAACAUUCGGCGAACAAAAUAACAUCCCAUCAACGGUUGUACCAAAGAAGUUGAAAUUGGCCGCUGUCCAGGUAUAAUUCGCCCUGUUUCAAUUUGAGAGAAAAAACUCCAACACAGUUGGAGAAUGCUGUACUUAGAACUACCAAAAGAGAAAUAUAAAUAUAUUGGGAUGUUGAUUUUAAAAUACGAAUCAUGGUCUCAAGGGAUUUUCGCACUGUUUUACUAUAUUCAGUUAGGUAGCUGAAAUUAUAUAUUAUACUUAUGUUUAUGUAUUGUUUUGUAUUAUGUGUAUCGCGAGAUUAGUUCCUCAUCCUACAAAUUUAAAGCAAAUGUGGAAAUGAGAAAAAAUUAUGGAUAAAAUGAUUGGUUUGAUAUGGUUCAGUGUUUUGCAUUAAGAGGGAAACUGAUUAGUAAAUGGGUAUUACGGCGAAUGAUUAUGGCAACUGGAUGUUAAUUUCAUAGUUUGAAGAGAAUAGCUAAUUUUUUUUCUUGCUUUCCAACCGACUCUUUGUUUCAGAAACACAUUCACACCAUGGCGUUUUCGAUUUAUCACACUCUAGGUUAAUGUUAAGCACUGUCAACGCAUCCUUAUCGAUGGUUAGCUCCUUAGUGCUGUCGAUUCUAUAUCGUAGGGUGCUGAGUCCCGUUUCGCGGUCUCUUCGACGCGUGAUUUCACGCUGAUUGAAGCAUUUAGUUGUGUCACGUCUUCGAUGCAAUCGAUCGUGGAUAUGC